AUGGACGGCAUUAGUGACACUGCUUCCAUCAUCGCUGUCGCUCAGCUAGCUGCUUCUAUCAUCAAAUAUGUCAAGACACGAAGGCUACUCAUUGCGAUCAUUCAGGCGCGAGGCUUACUAUUGACCCUACACGAACUCACGAAUGAAGUCGGAGAUGAAGAUUGGUCAUCCACAAUCCAGAGCUUGACUUCGCACGAUGGGCCACUGUCCACGUUUCGGCAGCUGCUUGAGGACAUGGCGGGAAAACUCGGUAUCACACGUUCCGAUUCCCAAGUAUCAAAUGCUCUUCAUCGACUGCGGUGGCCAUUCGAUCAAGCCAUCCUCCAAGAAAUGAUUGCAUCGCUUGAAAAGCUCAAAUCAAAUCUUCUCUUGGCUUUGGCAAAUGACCACAUUCGGCUUUCCAUGGAAAUUCGAAAUGAAGUUCGCAAUGUUCAAACCCAGUUGACUGAGGCUACUAUCAAUAGUCGGAGACAAAUGAUCAGGUCUCUUUCUAGGGAGCAAGAGCUUAUUGUGAAGUCUUUGUCCUUGGCAAGCCUCUCGCGCGAGCUGGAUGGAGAAGAAGUGAUGGAAUUGAGAGCCAGCACUGAGUGGUUUUUAUCCCACGAGGACUUCAAAAAUUGGCACACUGUGAACCCUAUACAACAAACGUUGGUUCUUACUGGCAGUCCUGGAUCAAGAAAAUCAUCUUUAUGCGGCGUUGCUCGUUUUUUUCUUAGAUUUUGGCGGCAGCUGGAAAAUGUCUGCAUCGCAUCCUUUGUCUUCGAUUAUUCGGGGCAGGAAGAGCCUAGCGAAUCACUUGUGCUGUCCAGUAUCGUUCAGCAGAUUCUCUCGGAACGUCCAUAUCUCAUCGAGCAUCUUACUGCUCUGAGACACACGGGCGGGCCGCUAUCCGUGGCGGACAGUAUUAAGCUAAUCAAUCUGGCCCGGCGCGACCUCGACCAGCUUUACGUUAUUCUCGAUGAAUUUGAUUCAUAUGCGCGGACCGGCCUAUGCGUUUUCAAGACCCUCCUUUCAAUCAAGCCGCCUAUAAAUAUUUUGAUUGCCACGCGAGAAACACCAUUUCUCUCUGAGGCCCUUCAAGACUAUCUUGUUGUUCGCUGCGAAGACGCUAGACCUUUCCAUGUUUAUGUGGACAGUAUAAAGGCCAUGCUCGAGCAAGAGCCUCUUAUAUUAGCACAUCUUGAUCACGACCCUGAGAAAAUUGCGGAUGUUUCGAUAUACCUCGCUCAACGAAGCUAUGGACUCUACGUAUGGAUAAAGCAGAUGUUGAAGCUUCUUGCCCGUACCAGGAAUAGGACGCAAUUCCAAAGUGUACUGCAGAAGAACCUCCUGACCUUGAUCGAGACCUACAAUUUGAUGCUGCACAAUCUCACGGAACAGCCACCCGAACUCGUCAAACUAGCCACAAAGACCCUGAGGACAGUACUGGAUGCCGGUAGACGGGUGGAAGCUACUCAGUUAAUGAGUGAUCUGGCCCCGGAAAUAGCAGCAUCUGUGCCGCAAAGUAACAGGAACCUUACAAAAGCUGGGAUAAUCGAAGCCAUUGAGUCGAGUUGCAAGGGAUUUGUUUCUUCCUCGGGCCAACUGAGCACAAACGGGAUACAUUUACAUUUUAUCCAUCAGACUGUGAAGGAGUUUCUGGUAGUUAAAUACGCAAAUGAAUCGCUUGCCACAUGA
Molecule: messenger RNA, 1677 nt
Organism: Penicillium canariense
Lineage: Eukaryota; Fungi; Ascomycota; Eurotiomycetes; Eurotiales; Aspergillaceae
Exons: 3
Coding region: 1-1677 (558 amino acids)
Source: RefSeq, a predicted model, not a curated record